This is a messenger RNA of Pecten maximus, 2981 nucleotides long. RefSeq names its product lisH domain-containing protein ARMC9-like. Gene Ontology annotation, biological process: cilium assembly. Lineage: Eukaryota; Metazoa; Mollusca; Bivalvia; Pectinida; Pectinidae. Gene Ontology annotation, cellular component: ciliary tip; ciliary basal body; centriole. The transcript is spliced from 25 exons. The coding region runs from base 153 to 2609 and encodes 818 amino acids. The record is from RefSeq and is a predicted model, not a curated record. Gene Ontology annotation, molecular function: protein binding.
ACCAUGAUCAUUGUUUACUUCACGUCCAGGGUGAGGAGAACAACACCAUCAUACACGUUAGAGAUUAUUUCCAUUCAUCAUGAUCUGAAGCCCAGCACACCUUCCGGCGACAACCUAAACACAUACUGCAGUGUAUAUUCUAAUACCCAAGAAUGUCUGGGUCCUUGUCUGUGGUGUCGUUCGAAGGGGAACUCAACGCCAUUGUUCAAGAGUUUCUGGACUUUGGAGGAUUUGAUCGAACAUUGUCAACUUUUCAAAAAGAAUGUGACCAAAAAAAUAAACCUGUUACAUCACACAGCAUCAAAUCUAAAUCAAAUCAAAAACUGCUGGCGAUUCAGAAUGACCUUAUGCAGCAGUUCCAUAAAGGAAAACGUGAUCGAUGCUUCAAACUUUGGAAUGAAAACCUUCCCCCAAAUGUCAGAGAUUCGGAUGCUGUGGCAAAGAAACUUGAAUUUUACCUGAAUAUCUACUUUGCUAUAUACCCUAUUAAAUUUGGAAGGGGACAGAGAGAAGCUGACCGAUGUAUGACAGAUUUUAAGAAGUACCUUGAGAACCGUGGUGCUUCACUUAGUCAGACAACAGAGUUCCUUCCGUUUUAUGCCCUUCCUUUUGUACCUAAUGCCAAGAGUCAUCCCUCUUAUAAGGAGCUCUUCACUGAUGCUUGGGUGAAGGAUCUGGAGAACCGACUGGAGAAGUUUCUCACUUUAGCCUUGAAGUCAACACCACAACCCAAACUGUUUGAUUUAUAUCGCGGAAGUAAAGAUGACGAAGACAGUGAUAAUUUCCAGCAGAUCUCCCGCCUACAACAACAACUCGUGGACGCAGAGAGAAAGACGAUGUCGUACAUUAAGCGACAUAAUCGUCUACAGGCUGAUUACCACAAUCUGAUUGGGAUAACAGCUGACUUGGUGGAAGCCCUUGAGUCAACAGUCACAGGAAAACCGGUAACCCCAGAGUACCUACAAGAGAUCUGUGCUCGCCUGUUCAGUGCACACAUGAACCAGUCCGUAGACUUUACACGUCCAGGCACAGCCAGCCAAUUUCUACGCCAAUCCAUCGCUCCUAAACAAAAAGCUAUGGAGGAACCAGAGCCUUAUCCAUCACUGGACUUCACAAAGAUCAAACAAGACAUGGCAGACGCUACCAACAAACGCAAAGCUCUGCUCCUACAGGCCUUGAGAUGGCGGCUGACAAAGUCCAACCCACAGCAGCGGGACGUGACAAUGACGGCCUACAGGGAUCACGAUCUACUGGGAUGUGUCCAAGGGGGACCCCACAGGACGGUGGUGUUAGGCCUACUGACGUCAUCGGAUGAGCUGGUGAAACAGAGCGCGGCCAGACUGUUCAAUGCGUUUGCCUCUCUAUGUGCAGGACGGACAUAUUUAGCUCAGAACCAGGACCUUUUUACCUCCCUACUGGACAGUCUCCACAGUGAAGAGAAAGAGUCAGUCACCAGGGAGAUGGUCCUGGGAGCCUUACAGAAACUCAGUUUACGACGUAACCUGCAGACAUCAAUGAUUGAUGCUGGACUGAUUGAGUGGCUGGUCAAGGUCCUAGAGGAUAACGACUCGCUGUCGGAUUACACACUGGAGUACUCCGUAGCCCUACUAAUGAAUCUUUGUCUGAGGACAUCAGGAAAGAGGAGAUGUGUGACCCACGCUAACCAGACAUUGAAAGUACUUAGUGAUCUUCUGGGUCAUGAAAAUCAGGAGAUCCGGCCAUAUGUAAAUGGUGCCCUGUACAGUAUUCUAGCCAUCCCGUCCAUCCGUGAGGAGGCAAAAGCUAUGGGUAUGGAGGAAAUUUUACGGUGUUUUAUCAAGGAGGACCAGCCAGAUAUGAACAGACAGAUUGAAUUCAUCAUCAAACAACUCAACUCAACGGAGACAGUGGAUGAUUACACGUCUGAUGAUGAGGAUGAGGAGGAGGAAGAGGAGGAUCAGGAUGCUAUGGAGCUUGACCUUGACAAGGAUGAACCUAUCCGACCAGAGGAUAAUGAACUUAGUGGUGAACAGCUUCUCUCUGCAGAUUACCUGGCCCCAGGGGGAGUGGCCUCCAAACCCAAGAAAAAGCAUACCGACUCAGUGAUGGCACAACAGGUUCCUCUUCAACGACCUGUUACGCCAAGUCAGCGUAGGGCGGCUGAUUCACCUCACCCCUCACAGGCAGGGAGUCGAGCUGUUUCUAGUCUAUCCCAGCGUCGUGCUACUCCAUCUGGUUUAGACCGUCCCCCUACACGGUCUGGCAGUCGACCGUCCACACAAGAGAGUCUUGAACCGCCCAGCCUUCGUGUGCCAUCCCGAGGUGUGUCACGUGAUGGUGGAGAUGGCAGAAAUACUGACCGUCCAACUAGCCAGUCGAGUCAAAAAAGUCUCCGCCCACAGAGCAAGGCCUCUCAGCUGAGUGGUAAGGAAUAUAGCCAGGCCUUUGGUUCCCGUCCUAAAAUACCACGAACCCCUGACGUUAGUGGUGGGGUUCCCAAGGUACCCAGGACACCUGACAGUUCUAAGCGUCCCACCAGUCGGGGAUCUAUCAGUAGCAGUGCCCCUCCCCCUCCACAGUUCUCUGAGUCUGGACCACGACCAAGCUCUGCUGGAAAGUCAGGGACAUAAAAAAUCUGCGUCUGGAUCACGAAGAGGGUCAGCUAAGAGCAGUGCCAGUCCUCGUCCAGACCCCAGUGGUGCCUCCUAGUACAACAUAUCGUUUUAUCAUCAAUAGCUGUUGUGAUAGACAUUCCUGUUGUCAUGUGAACAGAACCAGAGUGAGAAGUGUUACCUAUGGGUGUGAAUCUGGUUGAAUUAAUUAAGAUGAUUUAUUUCUUUUGGUCAUUUUCAUUAUUACUGCAAUGCAUCACUUUUGUUGUGGUACAUUUUAAUCCGUGUGUAAGUUGUACAUGUUCCUGUGACAUGUAUAAAUACAAAAUGUGUAUGAUUAAGGAGUUGUUAAUGAAAAUCAGUUAUUAGAUGAUACUGAAUUGUUGUCGA